Xiphophorus hellerii (green swordtail) is the source of this 2423-nucleotide messenger RNA. RefSeq names its product anionic trypsin-like. The transcript has 11 exons. Gene Ontology annotation, molecular function: serine-type endopeptidase activity. Gene Ontology annotation, cellular component: secretory granule. Bases 1459 to 2214 code for a protein of 251 amino acids. Lineage: Eukaryota; Metazoa; Chordata; Actinopteri; Cyprinodontiformes; Poeciliidae. Gene Ontology annotation, biological process: proteolysis. The record is from RefSeq and is a predicted model, not a curated record.
UUUGUUACAUUUAAAUGUACUUGGCUUGACUUUAUUUUUGAACAAAAACAGUUCUAUUUGAGCUUUAAAGUGAUGGACAACAUAUUUAGUAUUUGUUCUUAUUUCACAGAAUAUUCCAAAGAAAGUUUUUUAGUCUUGAGAAGCAAAAAAGAGUGCAGUAAAUUAAAUAACUAGCUUAAACAGACUAUAAGCUGUGACUAAUAUAAAGACAAUAUAAAUACUAACACAAUGUGGCGGUGGUUGGAGCAUCCACCUCAGUAUUGUCCCCCAAAUAAACCGAUGCCCCCCCUGUUAAAUUCGUCUGGAGCCGGGGCUGGUCGGGGGUCAAGUGGGUUUUAAACACCUUUGGCUGUGAUCUUUCCUUUUUUAUUUUUUUCACUAGAGAUCAGAGACCAGGAUAGGGACUUUGGGGGGGGUCAUAAAGUUUUUAGAAAGUGUGAAAAUGCAGAGUUCAAGUCGAGUUCUGCUUUAUUUUCUCCUCAUUCUGCUCCCUCUCUAAGGUUUUCCUGCUUUAAUCAGUUUUUGUUUAUGUGUGACUGUGAUCAGUCUUAAAUGUUAUGGUUGUGUCAGCGUGCAGCUGAGUGCAUGUGAGCAGAUAAAACAGAGAAAAGACAAAGAGUCCUUUUGUCCAUAACAGAGUGUUCCUUAUGAACUUCUUGCAACAUUUCUUGUCUAUAAAUUCACAAGAUUCAUAGUUUCUUUUACGAAGGACAUUUGGUUCCAUUAGUCUUUUUGUUUUUUACAUUGUGACAUCAGGGCUUUUUAAAAUAUUUUUUUGUAUUUUUGUUAGUCCUUAACUUGAUCUUUGUUAGCACAUUAACUUCACUUUACACCAAACUAACUUUUAGCCACAUAAAACAGAUGUUUUUUUCCCCAAUUAGUAGAUGAAUAUGUAAUCACGUCUCUAAUUAGUCUGUGGAGGAUCUCUGAUCCGUCCUCAGUGGAUCCUGACUGCAGCUCGCUGCUGGCAGUUUGGGCCAGGAUGGACUAACGUAGCAACUUUAAAAGUUCAUCCACGGACUGCUGGGCAGCAGAAUCAUGUAAUCCAACAAGAUCCUGUGAUUUAUGACCAGCACCAUGACAUCAUGUUGCUGAAGCUUCAGACACCAGUAACAGAUGUCCUACUUGCUCAGCUUCCAGACUGCAGUUAUCGUCUUAAAGCAGGCGAUGUUGUUCAGCUGGCAGGAGAGGGAGCAACGACAACCGGCCCCAAUAAUGAACGAUUAAUCGGUGCUGCUAUUUCAUCACAUCUGCAGUGUGUCGACAUGAGAAUUGUUGGUGCUUCCGUCUCCCUGUGGUCAACUGGGUAUAUAUUCUAUGCUUCAGCACCGAACAGGGAUAUAUGUCGUGGCGACACUGGUGGAGCGGCGGUGCACAACGACAUGAUUUAUGGAAGUUGUGAACAAAGUUUAAAAGCUGCUGCAGGACUGCAGACAUUCAGAGGAAGCUGGACAAGCAAUGGCUCUGCUGAAGGUUCUGCUGCUGCUGGGGCUGGGUGCUUCAGUGAACUCAGAUGUUUCUCUGCAGAAGAGAAUCAUUGGAGGUUAUGACUGUCAUCACACGGAGCGUCUUUAUCAUGUUCGGCUGGAGAGCAGCAAUGGUAUUUAUACGACCCUCUGUGGAGGAUCUCUGAUCCACCCUGAGUGGAUCCUGACUGCAGCUCACUGCUGGAAGUCGGAGCCAGGAUGGACUAAUGUAGCAACUUUAAAAGUUCAUCCACAGACUGCUGAGCAGCAGAGACUGGUAAUCCUACAAGCUCCUAAGAUUUAUACGCGUUUCGGCCAGCACCAUGACAUCAUGUUGCUGAAGCUUGAGACACCAGUAACAGAUGUUCCACUUGCUCGGCUACCACACCGCAGGUAUCGUCUUAGAAGAGGCGAUGUUGUUCAGCUGGCAGGAGAGGGAGAAACGACAGUCAGCCCCAAUAAUGAGCAAUUGCCCCCCGGUGCUCCUAUUCCAGCACAUCUUCAGUGUGUCGACAUGAAAGUUGAUCAGGUUUCCGUUGUCAUGCCGACGUUUGGCAUUUUAUUCUAUGUUAAAACACCGAACAAGGAUGUAUGCUAUGGCGACGAUGGUGGAGCAGUGGUGUACGACGGCAUGAUUUAUGGUGUGAUUUCUCUUGGUCAACCAUACUACACAUGUCAGAGUCACGCUGCAGUCGUGGAUGUGUGUGAAUAUCUGGGGUGGAUAAAAUUUACAGUUGGGCUUAUUUAAGCAUAAACUAUCAUGAAAUAAAAUUCUCAUCAAAUUUAUUCUCACAUAUAAUUUUAUAAUUGUAUCUUCAUCUUUUUGAUGCACAUGUUUGUAGAAUUAGAAUAAAUUAAUUGUUUUGUUGUAUUUUUCUCACCUGAUCUUGACCUGCCUAAUGGAGCUUUCUCUGCCUCAGAAAUGAAAAAUAAAUCAAUAAAUGCAUGAAAAAGAAA